Molecule: messenger RNA, 2582 nt
Organism: Bombus terrestris (buff-tailed bumblebee)
Lineage: Eukaryota; Metazoa; Arthropoda; Insecta; Hymenoptera; Apidae
Gene: Papss
Product: bifunctional 3'-phosphoadenosine 5'-phosphosulfate synthase
Exons: 7
Coding region: 101-2104 (667 amino acids)
Biological process (GO): sulfate assimilation; 3'-phosphoadenosine 5'-phosphosulfate biosynthetic process
Molecular function (GO): adenylylsulfate kinase activity; ATP binding; sulfate adenylyltransferase (ATP) activity
Source: RefSeq, a predicted model, not a curated record
GAUAGUAUAGUAUAUAUUAAAAUUAUUAAUUGAUGCACCAUCUGUUGAAGCGCUAGUAUCUCAAACUGGUUUUAUAGAUAUGUAUAUAGCAUAGUAGCGUAUGCAGUACCGUUACAGAUUACAGACUUGCAGGUUACAGCUUGGCUUACGGCCACGUUACAGCGUGGUUCGUUCUGUGCAUUGCUGUCACGUUUCAGUGCUAAUUGUUGACCAGUCUCAUCGCGAUCGCGUUAGAACAGUUAUGUCAAACGAAAUCCCAAAUAAACGUCUGAUGACAAGUUGUAGCAAUGUAUUGGAGCAAGCACAUCAUGUAUCAAGAGCAAAACGUGGACAAGCAAUGGGAAGCAUAAGAGGUUUUCGAGGCUGUACAGUUUGGUUAACAGGCCUUUCUGGUGCUGGGAAAACUUCAAUAGCUUUCCAAGUUGAGGCAAUUUUAAUUGAUCAUGGAAUUGCUGCUUAUGGACUUGAUGGAGAUAACGUAAGAAGUGGUUUAAACCACAACCUUGGCUUUACCAAGGAAGAUAGAAAAGAAAACAUAAGGAGGGUUGCAGAAGUAGCUAAAUUAUUUGCUGAUAGUGGACAAAUUUGUUUAUGUAGUUUUGUAUCACCAUUUGAAGAGGAUAGACAGAUGGCAAGACAAAUUCAUAAAAUGUCUGAUCUUCCAUUUUUUGAAGUUUUUGUUGAUACACCACUUAAUGUAUGUGAAGCAAGAGAUACCAAAGGAUUAUAUAAAAAGGCACGUCAAGGAGCAAUCAAAGGCUUUACUGGAAUAGAUCAAAUGUAUGAAAGACCAGUAAAUCCUGAUUUAGUGGUAGUCACUGAAAACUGUACUCCAGAGGAAUCAGCUGCAACUGUUAUUGAUCUUCUGGAGAAACAGCAUAUUAUACCUGUACUUCAAAAACCUGCAACGUCAAUACGGGAGUUAUUCAUUCCAGAAUCGCGAAUAUCUUCUGCCAAAACAGAAGCUGCUACGCUUCAGAACUUAGAAAUUAAUGAAAUUGAUGUGCAAUGGCUCCAGGUUUUAGCAGAAGGUUGGGCUGCACCUCUUACCGGUUUCAUGAGAGAACACCAAUAUCUGCAGACUCAACAUCUAAAAUGCCUCCGUGAAGGUGACAGAGAAAUUAAUCAAUCUGUUCCAAUAGUCCUUGCAAUACAUACAAAAGAUAAAGAACGUUUGAAUGGACUUUCGUCUUUUACAUUGAGAUACAAAAACAAAGCUCUAGCAAUAUUACGUAGGCCUGAAUUUUAUUAUCACAGAAAAGAAGAAAGAUGUGGUUGGCAAUUUGGUACUAACAAUUUAGGCCACCCAUAUGUAAAGAUGAUUCAUGAAUCUGGAGAUUGGUUAGUAGGUGGUGAUAUAGAAGUUAUUGAGAGAAUUAAAUGGUAUGAUGGUUUGGAUCAAUACAGACUUACACCAAAUGAAAUUAGAACAAAAUGCAAAAAGAUGAAGGCUGACGCUGUCUUUGCAUUCCAGCUUCGAAAUCCUGUACAUAUGGGUCAUGCAUUAUUAAUGCAAGACACUAAAAAACGUUUAUUAGAAGAAAGAGGAUUUAAAAAUCCUAUUUUAUUGUUACAUCCUCUAGGUGGUUGGACGAAGGAUGAUGAUGUACCACUACAGACAAGGAUUCUGCAACAUGAAGCUGUACUUAGUGAAGGGGUUUUAGAUCCUCACUCAACAUUAUUAGCAAUUUUUCCAAGCCCUAUGAUGUAUGCUGGGCCAGUUGAGGUACAAUGGCAUGCAAAGGCAAGAAUGAACGCUGGUGCUAACUUUUAUAUUGUUGGAAGAGAUCCUGCUGGCAUAGUACAUCCUAACAAAAAUGCAACACCUGAUGGAAAUCUUUAUGAUCCUACUCAUGGAGCCCGAGUUCUCUUACUAGCUCGAGGCUUACAAUCGCUAGAAAUCAUACCGUUUAAAGUUGCAGCAUAUGAUAAAAAAUAUAAAAAAAUGUCCUUCUUUGAUGAGAAACGAAAAGAAGAUUUUGAAUUUAUAUCAGGGACGAAAAUGCGUUGUUUAGCAAAAGCAGGUGAAAAUCCACCUGAUGGUUUUAUGUCACCUAAAGCAUGGUUUGUUCUUGCACAAUAUUAUCAAAACCUAGAAAAGUAAAUAUUUAGUGCAAAAAUCGCUAGAAAUUAUUAACACUUUAGAAUGAAGUGUUUAUAGAGUAAAAUUAGUGUUUCAAAUAUUGGAAAAAAAUGAGUAAAGAAUAUUAAUACCUGAUGUAGUAUUAAUAUCAUUAUACAUUUAUAUAUUUGUACAUUUUAAUUGUACAGCACAGCGAUUUCUGCAUUUAUCUGUUUUAGAUAAGUUAAUAUCUUUUUGCAUUUAUUUUUAAAAUGUAUGUAUAUAUAUAUGUAUAUCCCUUAAUUUUAUUUUAUGUAAAUAUAAAAUUCAAUUACAUUUUUCACAAAAAUUUUAUAAAAAUAUAUAUGAUACAAAUGUGAUCUUUUAUUGUAUCUAUUUUAAGAAGUGUAUAUUAUAUCAUGUCUAAAAAGAAAUUUGUAUAAUUUAAAUGUAAAUUUAACAGCUAUUUAUAUAUGAUAAAAAUAUACAAACACUUGCAAAUGUUUUAUGUACAAAAGUA